AUGGCAAAUUUCCGAGCUUCGUUCAAAAUUCUUCAUGGUGCAGCAGACACAUAUUCUUUGGAGGGAAAUGUUACUGAAGCUCAUCUUUCUAAUUUUUCCAAACUACAUCAUUACUUAUCCUUGUCACACAACUCAUUAUCUCUAAACUUUGUCUCUAGUUGGGUUCCUCCUUUUCAAAUAAGUUAUUUGGGACUUGCCUCUUGCAAGCUAGGUCCGAAUUUUCCUAGUUGGCUCCAAACUCAAAAUUCCUUAAUGUGGCUAGAUAUAUCUGAUAAUGGGCUGAAUGAUUUCAUACCAAAAUGGUUUUGGAAGAAGUUGCAAACUGUGUACGAGUUCAAUAUCUGUCACAAUAAUUUCAUUGGUUCAAUUCCUAAUUUGCAAUUGAAGCUCCCUUACAGGCCAUCAAUAAAUUUAAAUUCAAAUAGAUUUGAGGGAAAAAUUCCAUUAUUUCUGCUACAAGCUUCCGAGUUGUUACUCUCUGGAAAUAAAUUUUCAGAUUUAUUUUCAUUCUUAUGUGGAAACGUUACAGCUGCAAGCAUGGCCACUUUAGAUUUAUCAGAUAAUCAAAUAAAGGAGCAAUUUUCAGAUUGUUGGAAAUCUGUUAAUCGAUUAUUGUUUCUUGAUUUAAGCAACAAUCAAUUAUCAGGAAAGAUUCCUAACUCUAUGGGCACCCUAGUUAAAUUGGAAGCUUUGGUUUUACGAAACAAUAGUUUAAUGGGUGAAUUGCCUUCCUCUUUGAAGAAGUCUAAGAAUUUAAUUAUGUUGGAUGUUAGUGAGAAUAUAUUGUCUGGUCCAAUACCAUCCUGGGUUGGAGAAAGCAUGCAGCAAUUGAUAAUCUUAAUCAUGCGAGGGAAUCACUUCUCUGGAAAUCUUCCCCUUCAUAUAUGUUAUUUGAAGCAUAUUCAAUUGUUGGAUCUUUCCCAGAAUAAGUUUUCAGAAGGGAUUCCAACUUGCUUAAACAAUUUUACUGCAUUAUCUGAAAAAAGCAUCAACAAAACUGAAACUCAAAGUCGUGUGCAUUGGUACAAUACAACUUAUUCUGAAAUUUAUAGUUUUUACAGUGGUACUUAUUAUGCCCUUCACGUAACAUGGACGUGGAAAGGUGUGGAACGCAUCUUCAAACAUCCUGAACUGUUGCUUCAAAGCAUUGAUCUCUCAUGUAACAAAUUGACAGGUGAAAUGCCAAAAGAAAUUACUUACAUGGUCGGGUUGGUUUCUUUGAAUUUAUCCAGAAACCAUUUGAGUGGAGAAAUUCCUUCCGGGAUUGGGAAUUUAAGUUCUCUAGACUUCCUUGACUUAUCAAGAAAUCAUUUGUCUGGAAAAAUUCCCUCUACUCUUUCCAAUAUUGAUCGUCUUGCCAUGUUAGACUUAUCAAACAACCAUCUCAGUGGAAGAAUUCCAUGGGGAAGACAGUUGCAAACCUUUGAUGUCUCUAGUUUUGAAGGAAAUGUUGAUCUUUGUGGGAAACCGCUUGAAGAAAGUUGUCCUGGAGAUGAGACAGUGACAAAGUCUAAAGGAGCAGAAGUCGACGAUGAAGAGGAUAAAUCAGUUUUGUAUGGAGCAUUAUACAUGAGCUUGGGGAUAGGAUUCUUCACAGGCUUUUGGGGCCUAUUAGGUUUAUUACUACUUUGGCAACCUUGGAGAAUGGCUUAUCUGAGGUUCUUGAACAUACUUAUAGACUAUCUACUUUUAAUGGUUGCAUUGAACAGAGUAAAGUGCCAAAGCUGGCUGAAAGACUAG
Messenger RNA from Vigna angularis (adzuki bean), 1740 nucleotides. Its product is annotated as receptor-like protein EIX2. NCBI's taxonomy places the organism in Eukaryota, Viridiplantae, Streptophyta, Magnoliopsida, Fabales, Fabaceae. The record is from RefSeq and is a predicted model, not a curated record. The coding region runs from base 1 to 1740 and encodes 579 amino acids. Gene Ontology annotation, molecular function: protein binding. The transcript has a single exon.